Messenger RNA from Talaromyces stipitatus ATCC 10500, 693 nucleotides. RefSeq lists its product as uncharacterized. Gene Ontology annotation, biological process: secondary metabolite biosynthetic process. Bases 1 to 693 code for a protein of 230 amino acids. The transcript is spliced from 2 exons. Lineage: Eukaryota; Fungi; Ascomycota; Eurotiomycetes; Eurotiales; Trichocomaceae. Gene Ontology annotation, cellular component: nucleus; cytoplasm. The record is from RefSeq and is a predicted model, not a curated record.
AUGUCUGUCGCUCCACCUCCAAAAUCAGUCAGCCUGGGCAAUCUUCAACUACCGCGCAUUCUCUGUCUGCAUGGUGGGGGCGUCAAUGCCGAAGUUUUCCGUUUACAGUGUCGAGCUUUGUUUCGCUCGUUGAAUGGCCACUUCAGACUCGUCUUUCCGGAUGCACCUUACUUGUCACCCGCAGAUCCUGGUGUGAUACCCACCUAUGCCCACCUGCAACCAUUUCGGCGAUGGCUACGUUGGCGAAUAGAACAACCUAAUCCUGGCCCAGAAGCCAUUUGCCAGGAUAUCGACAAGGUCAUAAAUGUAGCAAUAGCCAAUGACAACGCUCUAGGAGCAACUGGGGACUGGGUUGCCAUUAUGGGUUUCAGCCAGGGUGCUAAACUAGCUGCGAGUCUUUUGCUCCGUCAGCAGCUCCGUGCAGAAAAGCUUGGACAAAAUCAAACAGACUCUAGCUUUAAGUUCGGUGUCCUCUUGGCCGACCACAUGAUUCGUCUACCCAGUCUGCACGUUCAUGGAAGAAAAGAUCCAGGUAUUGCUGAUCAUCGCCGGCUUCUUACUGACUUCUGCAAGCCGGGUACGACUCGUCUGGUGGAAUGGGAUGGGGACCACAGGGUAGUAAUUCAACCAGCCGAUGUCACCGCUGUUGCGAAUGAGAUUUUGGCUUUAAGCAAGCAGACUGGCGUUAUAUGA